AUGGUUGAGCGGCAUUGGAACACGGAUACGAAAGUGAUGGAUCGGGUUUGCGAGGCCCAAAAGAGGCCGCAUUCCGUCAAAGAUUUCGAUGCUGCAGAAUGCGGCCCCCGAUUCAUGCCCGGUCGGCCUUGUCGGCCCCGUCUCUGUUCAAUCAAACCCUCAACAACGACGGCAAAAGUGGAGAGGCUCUCUUUCACAUGGAAAAAGAGCACACAGUCAUCAGUCAGAGCAAGGUAG
Colletotrichum orchidophilum is the source of this 237-nucleotide messenger RNA. RefSeq lists its product as uncharacterized. The coding region runs from base 1 to 237 and encodes 78 amino acids. NCBI's taxonomy places the organism in Eukaryota, Fungi, Ascomycota, Sordariomycetes, Glomerellales, Glomerellaceae. The transcript has a single exon. The record is from RefSeq and is a predicted model, not a curated record.